Mycena indigotica is the source of this 1512-nucleotide messenger RNA. Its product is annotated as DAO domain-containing protein. The record is from RefSeq and is a predicted model, not a curated record. The coding region runs from base 1 to 1512 and encodes 503 amino acids. Lineage: Eukaryota; Fungi; Basidiomycota; Agaricomycetes; Agaricales; Mycenaceae. Gene Ontology annotation, molecular function: oxidoreductase activity. The transcript is spliced from 5 exons. Gene Ontology annotation, cellular component: cytoplasm.
AUGCUGACGUUUGGUUCGGACCUGCUGCAACUGCUCAGGCCACUGGUUCUCCUGUCGUGUGCCCGAUAUGCUCUAUCUUUCCUCGCAGAAAACUCCCAGACCGUAUUAUCUUUCCCAUUCACCCACGCACCGGCUUCCCUCCCUCACGACAACCCAACUCACUCAUUCUGGACACACACUCCAGGAGCCAAUCUUCUCGCCUCUGAAGGGAGUACCGGUACUCUAACAGACGAAGCUGACGUCUGUAUAAUCGGCUCUGGGAUAACUGGCGUGUCUGCAGCCUACCAUCUCGCAAAUGCUGUCUCCAACCCCGCAUUCCCGCUACCUGCAGGCAAGAGCCAGUUACGCGCCGUUCUCCUCGAGGCACGCGAUUUCUGCUCCGGUGCAACAGGUCGCAAUGGAGGAAACUUGACACCAUACGAGUUCCAACACUUCAGAGAAGUCAGGCGGCGCUUUGGAGAUGAAGAUUCUCUCAAACACUACGCUAUCGAACAUUAUUCUUCCACUGAAAUGGUCCGGAUCGCUCGCGAAGCAGGUUGGGCAGACGAGGCUGAUAUUUUCGAAGGCGGACAUAUUGAUGCAAUACUCACUGAGGAAUUACUGGCGGAGGUACACGCGGAUGUUGACUCGGCGAAAGCUGCAGGAAAGAAUGUCAAUAUAACGUGGGUUGACCGAGAGGAAAUGAACUCGACUUACGGAACAUAUAAUUGGGGCAUUCGUUCACCAGGAUACAAUCUCUGGCCAUUGAAAUUCGUGAACAAAUUGUUCCUUGAAGCGAAUUCAACGACUCGGUCGCUAGAUCUUCGGCUCCAUACCCACACCCCGGUUAAUCAAGUCGUACCUCUUGACUCAGAAUUCCAUCCCUGGGCUCUAGUCACCCCUCGCGGGCCUAUUAACUGCUCCCGUGUACUGCAUGCAACAAACGGUUACGCUUCGCACCUCCUUCCCCAACUCGCCAGCUCAGCAGGCAUCCUCCCUGUCCGUGGUCAAGUCAUUGCAACUCGUGCAUCCGUCGCACUCUCCACCAUCACUAAAAUUUCCUGGGCAGGCAACUCGGGAUAUUGGUUUCCUCGCCCUGCACCAGCCAACACUACUGGACCAGAAAAUCCGCUUAUAAUUCUUGGUGGCAGACGGGAGGAUGCAAAACCUCCUUACGAGGUUGGGACCACAGAUGACAGCACCCUCGAUGCAACCAUCAGUAAAUCUUUGCGCGCUUUUUUACCCACACUCUUCCCCCGAUUCUACGACCCCGACACGCAGCCAGAGAUGGAGUGGACCGGAAUUAUGGGUUACACUCCGCUGGACGUUCCGUUGGUCGGCCGUGUCCCAAGCCGAAAACAUCGAGCCCAAUACAUGUCGGCAGGGUAUGCCGGGCACGGCAUGCCUCGUGCAUAUGGCUGUGCAGAGGCGGUUAUCGGGAUGAUGCUGGCUGAUAUGAGAGAGAUAGUGUGGAUAGCACCUAAAUGGUUUCCGAAGUCUUUUUUGACGCGGACAGGGGGUGUGUUGACAUGA